CCGAGAACUCCAAAAUGCGCUCGUUGUAGAAACCACGGGGUUGUUUCAGCCCUGAAGGGGCAUAAAAGAUAUUGUAGAUGGCGUGACUGUGCAUGCGCCAAGUGUACCCUGAUAGCCGAAAGACAGAGGGUAAUGGCCGCCCAAGUGGCU
Messenger RNA from Helobdella robusta, 150 nucleotides. RefSeq lists its product as hypothetical. NCBI's taxonomy places the organism in Eukaryota, Metazoa, Annelida, Clitellata, Rhynchobdellida, Glossiphoniidae. Gene Ontology annotation, cellular component: nucleus. The record is from RefSeq and is a predicted model, not a curated record. Gene Ontology annotation, molecular function: DNA-binding transcription factor activity, RNA polymerase II-specific; RNA polymerase II cis-regulatory region sequence-specific DNA binding. Gene Ontology annotation, biological process: sex differentiation; regulation of transcription by RNA polymerase II. The annotation marks the transcript as partial. The transcript has 2 exons.